Rattus norvegicus (Norway rat) is the source of this 26466-nucleotide messenger RNA. The record is from RefSeq and is a predicted model, not a curated record. Lineage: Eukaryota; Metazoa; Chordata; Mammalia; Rodentia; Muridae.
AAAGAAGUGAGAGAUGCAGGCAUUGUGCUACAUACUGUAGUCCUAGCAAUUGGGAGGCUAAGGCAGGAGGAUUGAAAGUUCGGGACAAGCUAAGCCGUAGCAAGACUGUCUCAGAAACCCAACCGUGGGUGGAGGCAAUGCGUGUGUCCAAGCAGACGGAAGCAGGGGGAUCACUCGUUUGAGGUCAGCUUGGUUUACUUACGUCUCCAGGGGGAGUUGAGGAACUCCAUGUGACGGGAUUGUUGAUGAGCUCCAGGUAUGUGGGUCUGAGAGUAGAGAGUGUACUCGGUUGACAACAGAGGCAGGGAGCAGAGACUUCAUGAAGAAGUUCUGACAGAAAGACAACAGCUUCAGGAGACUGACGGGAGGAAGACAUUUUGGUAGAGGAACAGACAACGAUGGAAUGGCACACCAGCAUGGACACAGUGAGGUGCCUCUGAAGACUGUCUUGGGACCAGACCAGGGCACAGGAGGAGGAGUCAGCUCUCAGAGGAUGUGAGAUGCACGGUGUAGGAGCCACCAAGGGGAUUUCAAACAGGGAUCUGCUCGGAUCUGGUUUAGAUUGGUCAGUGCCAAGUUGUGUGGAACAGGAAUUUACUCUGAUUGUUGAAGAUGCACUCCCAUGUGCAGGGCACUCCCCUGUUUGUGUGCAUGUCGGGGCAGUUUUAGUUCUAGCGUCCAGUUAGUUUUUUUUUUUUUUUUUUUUUACUGUAUUAUAUUUAUUUUGUGGGUGGUGGGGUGAGAGGAGAGGCAAGUGCCCACAGUGCACUAGCAGAGGUCACUGGACAGCUCAUGGGAGGUGGUUCCUUUUCUGCUUAGCUGGCCCUGGAAUUUGCUCUGUAGAACAGGUUGGCCUUGAACUUUCUAGGUCCUCUGCCUUGCAAGUGCUAGAAUUAACAGGCUGGUCCCCACCUGCCUGGCUAAAGUGGAUUUAAUGGCAGGCUGUCUGCUGGGUUUCAGAUCCUGGCGUUGGUGUUUGGAACGGGGGUGGUGGUGUGUGAUUGUGUUUGCAGGUGUGCAUGUAUAGGCCAGAGGUCAGCCUCAGGUAUCAUCCCGUCACUGAGACACAUGCCACCACACCCAGCAUUCAUUUGGAUACUGGGGAUCUGAAUUCCAGGUCCUCAUGCAAACAUUUACUCACCAUGUACAUGUCUGGAUUUUGGUAUUUAAAAACAAUUUUAGAUUAUUUUUCUAUGUAUGUUUUUACCUACAUGUAUCUGUGUGCACCACCUUUAUGCCUGAUGCCUAGGGAGGUCAGAAGAGCAUGUUAGAUUCCCUGAAAUUGGAGUUGCAGGGGGUGGUACCACUGUGUGUGAAUGGAGUUCAGAACAUAACCUUGGGAAGUUGGUUCUCUCCCUCCACCAUGUGGGCACCAGGGAUUGAAUUUGGGGUGGGAAGGCUCAGUGACAAGGCUCUUUACCAACUCACUGGCCCAAUGUUGGGGGUUUGUUUUGCUUUUUUAUAUUACUCCAAGCAAGGUUCUUAAAUUCUCCCUCAAUUUGUUUAUAGAGGUGUAGUAUGUACCAUACAGUGUAUGAUUAAAUCAUACAAGACAAUGCGUGUAAAGCCCUUCAAGGACCUCAGCAGUGUACAGAUGUGGUUCAUACCUUCACAGGGUUCACUGGCUAUGGGAAUAUAAUAAAGACAGAUCUGAGCUUCAGAUAUAGCUCAGUGAUAAAGCACUAAUCUAGCAUACACAAAGUCUUAGGUUCAGUUCCCAGUACCACACACCCCUAGGUAGGUAGAUAGGAAGGUAAGAAGAUAGGAUCAAUACAAGGACUGGGGCUGAGGAGGUGAGGUGCUCAGUGCUUAGGGCACUUGUUCUGCAAGCCUGAGAACAAACCCAAGCGCCAGGCAUGGUUCUGCCUCAGCAUACAGGUCUGAAAUUGGCAGUUUCCUGGAGCUCGGUGACCUGCCAGCUAAACAGAAAUGCAAUCCACCGUAUCAGUGAGAGACCCCACAUGAGCCCACUAAGGCGGAGCUCAGUAGAGGAAGUCAAGCCAGUGUCCUGCACCAUGAACUCACAAAUCUGUACAGACUAAUACUGAUGAAAUAUCUGCUAACCCUCAGUAAAGCAGCUUGCUCUGCUCCUGCGGGGACAGGCAUCCUCCAUCCAAAAAGGUUGGGGGACACAUGUCCUUAAACACCUCAGGCUGGUAUCAGCCUUCCUAGUGCUGAGCUUUCUGGCACAAACCAUGUACAGGCCAGGAACUUACACUGCAGUGACUGAGAAGCUGAGGCACUGAAGAUGCAGCCUGCCUAUGUGACUGCCUGUCAUCAGCCUAGACUAGGGAUGCGGAUUGGGAGGGCAGACCUGACACAGGCCCGGUAGAGGCUUCUUGGAACAGUAACAUUGAGCUGCUUGCUGGAGAUGAGCUAAAGAUAGGUGAGAAGAAGGAAUGUUAUGGAGGUUGUCAGCAAAUGUCACACUUGGGGGGAAUCUAUAUUAUAUAUGAGACACUGUCUCUGUCUUCAGACACACCAGAAGAGGGCAUCAGAUCCCAUUACAGAUGGUUGUGAGCCACCAUGUGGUUGCUGGGAAUUGAACUCAGGUCCUCUGGAAGAGCAGCCAGUGCUCUUAACCACCGAGCCAUCUCUCCAGCCCCGAGACCCCUCUUUCACAAUGUCUUUCUAAGAUGAGAUGUAGAGGGGGAGGAGGGGGAGAGCUUACGAAGACACAGACUGGAGAAAUGUCAUCAGGAGAAAGGACAGGAAAAUGAUUCAGAGGUGCUAUCUUCUGGAAACUAAAAAUGAUUCAUACACUAGGCAAGGCCAGAAAUGAGAAGAAGGAAGCAAGAGACAGGUCAUAGGUGGCCCUUGACCUACCUUUAUCCUAAAGAUUUUGAGGCAGAUGGGUCACACACCCAUGAUGCAAACAUUUUGGGAGGAGCACUGCAUAUUUGAGGCCAGCCUUCACUAGACCUAGCGAGUUACAGGCCAGCCUGGGAUACUUCUCUCAAAAAAACCGAAAAUAAACAACUCUGAAACGGGCAUGGCAGGUGAAGGGGGCGGGAGGCCCUGUGCUGUGGCUGAAGAAAUAGACGCUCAGUGCAAAGGCUUUGGCUGCUCUUGCAGAAGACCUACCUAAGUGUGGUUCCCAGCCAGGCAGUGGCUCACAAGUGCCUGUAACUCCAGCUCCCAGGGAUGUGACUUCUCUGACCUUCCUGCACUUGUGUACAUACCUACAUGCAGACAAAUAGGUUUUAAAGUUUGAAAGUUGUUUUAAAGAGGCCAGCCUCACUAGGCAAGGUAGUGCACACCUUAAUCCCAGCACUCCAGAGGCAGAGGUAGACCAAUCUCUGUAAGUUCAAGGCCAGCCUGGUCUACAAAGUGAGUUGCAGGACAGCCAGGGCUACACAGAGAAACCCUGUCUGGAAAAACUAAAACCAAAACAAAGGCCAGCCUGGGCUACAUAGUAAAACUUGAAGAUAUAACUUCCUUGGUAGAAGUGUGUGUCUAGAAUCCCCAAAGCCCUGGUCUCUGGUACCCUUUAAAUCCCUGUGUGGUACAUGUCUAUAGCCCCGACAUUUGGGACAUGGAGUCAGAGGGUCAGAGGUUCAAGGCUACAUAGUGGAUUCAGGUAUACAAGGUCUGUCUCAAAAAAAAAAAAAAAAAAUUGUAGCACCUAGGCAUGGUAGCACACAUGUGGAAUCUCAACACUUUCAAAGUUAAGAUAAAAUAAUGUAGAGUUAAAAGGUUAGCCUGGGGGGUUGGGGAUUUAGCUCAGUGGUAGAGCGCUUGCCUAGGAAGCGCAAGGCCCUGGGUUCGAUCCCCAGCUCCGAAAAAAAGAAAAAAAAAAAAAAAAAAAAAAGGUUAGCCUGGAUGGACUGGAGAGAUGGCUCAGUGGUUAAGAGCACUGACUGUUCUUCCAGAGGUCCUGUGUUCAAUUCCCAGCAACCACAUGGUGGCUCACAACCAUCUGUAAUUGGAUCCCAUGCCCUCUUCUGUCAUGCAGGCAUACAUGCAGGCAGAAAGCUGUAUGAUGUAUACAAAAUAAAUAUUUUUUAAAAAGGUUAGCCUGGGCUACGUAACAAGUGGGGUAGGAGGGUAGUUCAGUAGUGAACACUUGGGACAAUAUGCACCAGCCCUCUGGGUCUGAUCCCUCACGUGUACAUGUACAGAGAUUCCUAUUCUUAUAUGAUGCUACUCAAAACUCUAGAAAAUACAAAAAUAGUGAUAGUUUCUUUAAAAGGUAAACAUACAGACUAUGUGGUAACAUACAUCCAAAAUCCCAGCCUGAUCUACAGAGUUGAGUUCCAGGCCAGCUAGGACUACACAGAGAAAUCCUGUCUUGAAAAACAAAAAGAAUUGUUUUGAGAUACAGGAUUUGGGGAAAGAUGGAAAUAAAAAAUGAAAAUAAAAAAACAUUUCUGUUCUGAAUUACUGGGUAAGUGGUGAUGAUACCAUAAUCAAAAGAAAAUAAAACUGGGAGAGGAGAGGGUGCAGUCAGGUGGGGAGGCACUGAUUUUGUGGAUUUAGGACAUACUGGCAAAACUAUACAGUGGAAGUGGGAAGGUGGAGGGCCAGGGCUGCAGCUCAGUGGUAGAGUACUCUCCUCAGAGGUGUCAGGGCUGCAUGUGAUCUCCAUCCAAACAAGGUAAACAACAGAAGCCUUGCUGAAUGUGUGCACAGAACUAAGACCGAGGGAAGGUGAGCUUGCCUCUCAUGUGGUCUCAGGUGGAGACCCCAGCUUAAGCUACAAAUGCUAGGGACUGGGGCCCAAAUUGAAUGAAGAAAGCUCAUCAAAAUUGGGAGAAUCGAGCUGGAGAGAUAGCUCAGUGGUUAAGAGCACUGACUGCUCUUCCAGAGGUCCUGAGAGUUUAAUUCCCAGCAACCACAUGGUGGCUCACAACCAUCUGUAAUGGGAUCUGAUGUCCUCUUCUGGUGUAUCUGAAGACUGCUACUGUGUACUCAUACAUAAAAUAAUAAUUAAAUGUAAAAAUAAAACAAUCUGGGCUAAGAAGAAGGCUCAGCAGCAUUAAAGCACAUGUGUGACUGGUGACCUCAGCUCAGUCCCUGGAGUCACUUAAAGCAGGUCCACCAGGUAGUGAUGGCAUAUGAUGCCUUUAAUCCCAUACUGAUUUGAGGCCAGCCUGGUCUACAGAGUUUCAGGACAGCCAAUGCUACAUACAGAGGGAAACCCUGUCUCCAAAAACAAGAAGCCAAAUUUGAUGGCUGAGAUCUGUAAUCCCAGUGAGAUGAGAGGCAGAGGUAGCAGCAUUAAUGGAAGCUUUCCUAUCCAGAAAUAAGAGAAAUCCUGCCUCAGAAAGAAGAUGGAGGGCAAGAGCCUACAACAGAGGUUGUUCUGUGACCUAUACAUGCCCACCAUGGCCCGCAUAUACAUACAUACACAUGUACAUACAUACGGUGACCUGAGCUAGGUUUGGAGGGAAUGUAGCUCCAUUUUAGAAUUUUGCUUACCAUCACGUAACCCUGUAGCAUUGGAAACCAGCUGCGGUGUGGAAACACAUGCCUAUAAUCCCAGCAUUGGCAAGGUGGAAGCAGGGAGAAUCAGAAAUGCAAAGCCAUCUGCUGCUGCUGAUUAACUAAAUAUGAGGUCAGUCUGAGGCACAGGAGAUUCUGUCCGAAAGAAGAGUAGAGGGGUUGGGGAUUUAGCUCAGUGGUAGAGCGCUUGCCUAGCAAGCGCAAGGCCCUGGGUUCGGUCCCCAGCUCCAGAAAAAAAAAGAAAAAAGACAAAAAAGAAAAAGGGGACUGAAUAUCUACUUGAUUUGUAACUUCUAGCCUUCCCAAAACGGUUAUCAAUAGAUCGGUGGAGAUGAAACCCUGCGUGUAGAACUGAAUGCUCCAGGGCUACUUGGUAGUGAAGGGAAGAAUGGUUUAAGCAGCUGAACAUGGUGGGUGGUGCUCUUCAUCCCAGGAGGCAGAAGCAGGAAGACCACAGCCAGUCUGAACUACAAGUCUGCAGCCUGCCUGGCAUGUAUCUCGGAAAGGGGGAGGGGAGUAGACACAUGUGAGGGACUGCGUAGGGGAUAAGUAGACCUGGGCUCUCAGAGGGAGAGCAUGGGCCGAGGUCAGGUGCGAGUGGUUCUGUUACAUGACAGCCCCAGUCAGCAUACAUUUAUUGAGCUCCCACUGUGUGCCAGCCUAGAUGCUCUAUUUCGUCAGCUGGGUAGGAAGUUAGUUAUAAGGAAAGGGUGUUGUCCUUGUCCUGUCUGGACUCACAGCAGUUUAUGAUUAGAAGUAGGCAACUGGUGGCUGACCCUCUCUGGCCACUACCUUCUUUAUUAGGAAGGCUGUAGAUUGAACCCAGAGCCUCACAUAUCUGGGCUAGUCCUUUACCACUGUCUAGUUACUCCCAGCUCUGUGAACUCAAAUGUUAAAGUCACUUGUUGCAUUGAGGCAGAAGCUGGGUUGGGAGUUUUAAAAGAGCAACCAUAAGAGGAUGCAGAAGACAGGCUGAGCUGGGCAGUGAAGCACAUCUUUAACCUCAGCACUUGGGACACAGACAGGCAGGCGGAUCUUCAAGUUCGAGGACAGCCAGGGCUACACAGAGAAACCCUGUCUCAGGGAAAAAGAGGGGUAGGAUGGGGGAUUGAAAGAGAAGGGAACAAAAGAAAAGCCCGCCCCAAAAUAAUAGGUAAAAAGGACAGCAGAAGCCAGAAGGAUAUGCAGCCAUGGAAUCAUUGUUCUGAAGGCAGCCGAGGAUGCAUGUGGACAGCAAUGGUCCAGGAACAAACUGGAAACCAGGAACGUGAGUACCAGCGCCUAGUCUCUUAGCUUAGGAGGCCUCAGCUGCCUGGGAAGAGGGCCAGAGAACAAAGGGUAAGGUUCUGGUGACCAACAGUGUGAAGACUCCGCCUGUCCUACUUAGAUAAGAAGCCUAGGAAGUUACCAUCCACUGUCCAACAGAAUUCUUUCCCAAGUUAAAGAAUAGGUGAUUCAGCUGUGGCGGAAGUGAGUAACUGGGAAGCUUCAGAGAGGCCACAGGGAUGUGGUUGGAAUUUGAGACUUGUGAGUUGGACUGAGUUGGGUGCCUAGUAAGGUGGAGAGUGGGGAUGGUUCAGCUACUAAGGGACUUGUCAUCACUUAAGGCUGUGAAGUUGAGGACUUACAUAUCUGAGGUUUGUUCUGUUAUUUUAGGAAGAUAGAAUUUUGUUUGUUUUGAAGGGGGGGGGGGUGUCCUGCCUGAAGCCCAGGCUGGCCAGCACUUCCUUAAAUGGGUACUUGACCUUGAGUCUCUCCCUCCCCCACCCGCUGCUGAGCCGUGCUUCCAGCCACUGCUGUUUUCGUGGCAGUAGUUCCCCAAGCUUAAUUAACACACAAACAAUUAAAGAGUUAAUAAUCCAGAGAGAGUGGGUUGGGGAUUUAGCUCAGCAGUAGAGCGCUCGCCUAGCGAGCACAAGGCCCUGGGUUCGGUCCCCAGCUCUGGAAAAAAAAAAAAAGAAAAAGAAAAAAAAAAAAAGAAUAAUCCAGAGAGAAUCCAGUUUCAGUCCCUGGCACCCAAAUGGCAGCUCACAACCGUGUGCAAGCUGCAGCCUCUGCAGGCACCAGGCACACUGGCGUACAGACAGACAUGCAAAUACUCAUACUCAUAAAAUACUGCUUUAGAUUUAAAUACUCAGAUACAUCUCGAAAAGAAAAAAGAAUGGUGACCUCUAGGGGAAGCUCAUCUGGGUCACUGGAUCUUAACCUCAUUACAUUGUUUUUAUUAGCAUUUACUAAUGAUACUCAGUGGCUUUGUUAUGACACUUUGCACACAUAUAUAUUUGGAUAUUUUAUUCUUAGCCACACCCAUCGCUUCCCCCUCACUCCCACUGAUCCCAAUGAAUUUGAUUAGAAACGCCUUGUUUAGGAAGCCUUUCCUGUUUUAUUUUGUUGUUGAGACAGGGUGUCUUGUUGUCCAGGGCUCUUCUUAAGCUCUGUGUGGCCAAGGAUGACCCUGAUCUCCUGUUUCCCUCUACCUUCCUAGUGCUUCCAGUACAGAUGUAAGCAAACCAUGGAGUUGAACCCGGGGCUGCAUGCGUGCACCUUUCCCUGGCUACCCCCAUCCAAAUGGACUUUCUGCACAAGGAAAAUUAAAUUAUCUAAUUUAGAAAAGAACUAAGAGACUUGGAGAAUUGAGUUGGUGGAAUAUUUAAAUGAAUCCAGGAUUCCAUGAGUGUGGAGAGAUGGGGUGAAGUUCAGGGUCUUCCUAGAGUAGGAAAAAGAACAAGAAGAGGCAAGCGCUUACUCUGAUGGGAUUGAAUCUGAGGUGGGAAGGGCCAGUGGCCAAGAGCUACCUACUCAGCAGAGCCUGUACCUCCGAGGGCCCUGGUUCAAGCUCCAGGGCUUCAAUAAAUAAAAGUCUGAAGGAUGAGCUACCGUGUGGCAAGCUUCUGUAACCCCAGCAGCACUGGAUAGCUAAGGUAGAAGGGUCAGCAGUUCAAGCCAUGUGGCAGGUCGAGUCAGCCUGGACUUCAAGAGCCCAUCUUUAAAGAACAGAAAUAAAAACCAUGGAAAUCUAAGUUACUAGGAAACUGUAUUUGCGGGGGUUUACAGGAUGGCAACAAACCGAGCAGAACAAAUCUAGUCUAAAAUUUCCCAAAUUUGUAAGUCUGCUUUAUGAGGAAAGAAGAGCAAAAGAACCUGCCCUGGGAGGAACUAAGAAACCCUGGAGGGGGAAGGGGCAACUUCCUCUGGCUGAACGGACCUCGGCCCCGCCCACAUGGAAAUGUGUAGCCCUCACUAACAGCCUUUGCCACCCUUAGCCAAAUGAAGUGUUGGCAUGCGUUGUACAUGUGAUGAUAAGCUCUCAGUUGGGUGUUGUGGUUCCUGUGACUAAUCCCAGCUACUACAAAAGUUGAGGCAGGAGGAUAGGGGAUGGGUGGACACCUGACGUCUGCCUCAUAAAAAUCGUUUUAGUACUAACCAAGAAACCCCUUGGUGCUCGAUUCUCUGAGUGGUGAGUGGUAGUGUUAAGUCCUACCUCUGAGAGAAUGUUAUAUAUAUUAAAAAAAAAAAGACGUGGGGCUGGGGAUUUAGCUCAGUGGUAGAGCGCUUACCUAGGAAGCGCAAGGCCCUGGGUUCCGUCCCCAGCUCCGGAAAAAAAAGAACCAAAAAAAAAAAAAAAGACGUUUGGAGGGAAAAAAAUUAGUACAAAGACCAUGUCAUCCAGCCCAAACAAAUGGAAUAGAAUCUUUAUUUACUUACCUAACAAGCAUUACAUUCCUUUCUAGAUUUAAUUUUUCUGUUAUAUUUUUUAUGUAUAUGAGUGUUGCGGGGGGGGGGGGGCUGGAGAGAUGGCUCAGUGGUUAUGAGCACUGACUGCUCUUCCAGAGGUCCUGAGUUCAAUUCCCAGCAACCACGUGGUAGCUCACAACCAUCUGUAAUAAGAUCUGAUGCCCUCUUCUGGUGUGUCUGAAGACAGCUACAGUGUACUCACAUACAUAAAAUAAAUAAAAUUAAAAAAUCUUAAAAAGAAGUGGUUGCCUACAGGUACAUAUGUGCACUACAUCUGCGUAUGGCUGGAAGUCAGAGGAGUCAGGUUGUGACCCACCAUAGGGAUGCUAGACACCAACCAAACUGUGUCCUCUCUCAGGAGCAAGACAUGCUUUUUAACUAAGCCAUCUCUAUUUUGUGUGCAUCUGUGUUUUACCUGCAUGUGUGCCUGUGCAAAGGUGUCUGAUCCGCUAGAACUGGAGUUACAGUUGUGAGCUGCCAUGUGGUUGCUGGGAUUUGAACUCAGGUCCUCUGGAAGAGCAGCCAGUGCUUUUAACAGCUGAGCCAUCUCUCCAGCCUCCAAACACUAACUCCCCCCCCCUUUCCUUCCUUCUUUCUUUCAUUCGUUCCUAUCUUUCUUUCCAUUAUAAGUACAUUGUCAUUAUCUUAAGACACACUAAAAGAGGGCAUCAGAUUCCAUUACAGAUGGUUGUGAGGCACCAUGUGGUUGCCAGAAAUUGAACUCAGGAACUCUGGAAGAGCAGUCAGUACUCUUAACCACUGAGCGAUCUCUCCAGCACCACUAAAUUUUUUACUUUUAAGAUUUAUUUUAUAUAUGUGAGUACACUGUAGCUGUCUUCAGACACACCAGAAGACAGCAUCAGAACCCAUUACAGAUGGUUGUGAGCCACCAUGUGGUUGCUGAGAUUUGAACUCAGGACCUCUGGAAGAGCAGUCAGUGCUCUUUACCGCUGAGCCAUCUCUCCAGCCCCACUAAAUUCUUAAUACCAAUCAUUAAACUAUUUUGUGUGGCUUUGAAAGUCCUUAUGAUUAUAGUUUUUCCUCUCCUUAGGUGUCUGUUUGAAUGCUAACAUGCAAUUUUGUUGUCUCAAAUGACUGUUUUAUAUUCUUGGUGGCUUCUGGGUUUUGAGACAGGUUCUCAUGUAGCUACAUUGGCCCUAAUUCCCUAAGUAGCUAAAUAUGACCUAGAACUCCUGAAGUUGAAACAGGAGCCUGCUCCUUGGGGCCAAUCCCACAACCUGAAUCAUGCCAUGUUUCCCUACAUAUUUCUGGGGGUAACAGGGAAUUAAGAAAGCAGUCUUGUCAUUGGCCAGCUCUUCAUUUAUGGUACCUCCAUACCCUUUGUCAUGUUUGCUCUGCUGAACUAAAUCACAUGACGCAGAAUUCCCCAUCCAAACCUUUCAGGUCUUUCCUUUGUCCUGGGGAUUUUGGUCUGGAGACUCUUCAGGGGGACUUUGCCUAGGAAUUUUGGCCUGGAACUUGCUAUGUAGAGCAGGCUGGCCUAUGUAGAUCCACUAACCUCUGCCUCCCCAGAGCUUAGCCUCCAUUCUCACCCCUCUCCUUAAUUAAUUCUUUAAGAAUUUCAUACAGUGUAUCUUAGUGGUGUUCACCCCAACGCCUCCCAAGCCCACCUCCCACACCCCCGUGCUUUGUGUGCUUUGGUUUAUGUGCUGGGUGUUUUGCUUACAUGUGUGUCUGUGCCAUGUGGGUGCCUGGUGCCCACAGAAACGAAAAGAGGAAGUCUGAUCUCCUGGAAGUGGAGUGACAUGUGGGUGCUGGGAACCAAACCGAGAUCCUCUGGAGCCAUCAUUUUUAAUAACCUGUGAGCUCCCCUUUGUGCUGUAGUUAUUCCUGGGUGUAGGGCCAUCCACAGGAGCACUGGAGCCUGAAAACCGGUGCUCCCUCCCCACCUCUCUUGUUAGAUUAGUAAGUUUCUCUGUGUAGCCCUGGCUGGCUAUCCAUGAACUCACUCUGCAGACCCAGGCUGUCCUGGAUCUCAGAGACCCACCUCCCUCUGCCUCUGCCUCUGCCUCUGCCUCUGUCUCAGCCUCUGCCUCUGCCUCUGCCUUCGCCUCUGCCUCCAAGUGCUGGAAUCAAAGGUGUGCACCACCCCACCACUGUCGGACAUACUGGCUUGAUCUUAGGAAGUGACCACAAGCUGCUGUACAUUCCCAAGCGCAGUGAGUGGUCUUGUCAUGUCCACAGUACAGCAUUUUCCUCUGGUUCUGCCUAACCUCGCCAGGGUGGUGUAGGUGGCCCAUCUGUGGCUGAGAACUGCCAUCAUUUAUUGUCCAUGCGUUGAUCACUUGUGAGGUUUUGCAUUAAUUGCCAUCCACUGCACCAAGGUCUCUGGUGAGGUCUGAGAGCCACAUGUAUCUAUGGGCUCAGAGACAUGAAUCUAGAGGGCAGUUUCAUACUACGUCCAUUUAGCAGUAGACAGUUACAUGUUCACCUCUGGACCUCUGAGCUCCCAAACCAUGGGUUUUCGCCAGUGAAGAGGCCUUAAAUCUAGUCAGAGCCAUUAGUGGCUCACACCUUUAAUCCCAGCACUUAGUAGGCAGAGGAAGGUGGAUCUCUGAGUUCGAGGCCAGUCUGGUCAUCUUCAGAGUGAGUUCUAGGACAGCCAGGGCUACAUAGAGGAAAUCCUGUCUCCAAAAAAAAAGAAAAAGAAAAAGAUUCACCCCAAAAGCCAUUACUGUGCCUGUCUUGCCACACUGAUUGUUACUGCAGUUCAGAGGUCACAGCUGAGUAAGGCUGUUGACUCCCUCCCCAGAAGCCUAAAUAUGCUUAUGCUAAUAAAAAUGUAGUUUUAAAAAGACCUGAAGGCCAAUGAAUAACUGUUUCUGACCUUGGAAACAGCAGCCUUCUACAAGGUCCCUGGGUCUAAACAAAUGCCAUUAGUUGUGGAAAUGCCCCUUGUUACUUGCCUUUGAAACCCUCCAGUGACCAGCGUGAGCUCUGAGAAGGAUGCUGGAGCCACACUGUGGUGCAUGAAAGGAGACCAUGAUAAACUGACCAUAGGAAUGAAAGCUUUGACUUCUGCACUUGGAGGCAGAGGGAGGCGGAUCUCUCCACAGACUCUAACUGUGGCUCUAGUCACAGCAGCCAGGAAGUGGAAACAGCCCAGAUGAAUAUAUAGACGUGGAGUGUGUACACAUAGAGUGGAGUUGAUUCAGCCAUAUACAAGAAUGACAAAUACGUUUGUCUAGACUGCACAAAUAUUGGACUUGACAGUAGAAGGGGGCUAUUUAAGAGGAGGAAGAGGGUCAACAGGAGGGGGAAUAUGUGCAAAAUACAUGUUUAAUAUACAUAUAUGAAAAUCCCAUAAUGAGCCUCUGGUUUUGAGCAGUGAACAUAUGCUAAUCCUAUUUUAAGAAGAUGGGGACCACUAAACAAAAAUGCCUCUACUGUGGGCCACGUUCCUGAAAAGCUGGAGGCUGCUGUUGGUGGGAGACAACAGCCACGGGUUCCACUCCCCUCAACAACUCAGUUUGAGCACCGCACUGGGUGUGCUCGUUCACAGACAGGAAAUAAAUCAGGAUAUAUGUUUGCCCAAUUGGACCUGAUGGGAAAUAUGGUGCUUUAUGGGGUUUAUCUUUUUUUUUUUUUUUUUUUCCUCAGAGCUGGGGACCGAACCAGGGCCUUGUGCUUGCUAGGCAAGCGCUCUACCACUGAGCUAAAUCCCCAGCCCCGGGGUUUAUCUUUUUAAGCCUGAAUGUGACUGGCCAGAGUCCAUCAUCCUGACAAGUAUAUAAUUAAAGCUUGUUUCAAAUUUGUCUUUAAAAAAUAAAAGAGGGGGUUGGAGAGAUGGCUCAGUGGUUAAGAGCACUGAUUGCUCUUCCAGAGGUCCUGAGUUCAAAUCCCAGCAACCAUAUGGUGGCUCACAACCACCUGUAAUGAGAUCUGAUGCCCUCUUCUGGUGUGCCUGAAGACAGCUACAGUGUACUUAUAAAUAAUAAAUAAAUCUUUAAAAAAAUUAAAAAAUAAAAGAAGGGGGUUGGGGAUUUAGCUCAGUGGUAGAGCGCUUGCCUAGCAAGCGAAGCACAAGGCCCUGGGUUCGGUCCCCAGCUCUGGAAAAAAAAAAAAAAGAAAAGAAAAGAAAAGAAGAUGGGGGCUGUCAAGAAGGCUCAGAGGUUAAGAGCACUGACUGCUCUUCCAGAGGUCCUGAGUUCAAUUCCCAGCAACCACAUGGUGGCUCACAGCCUUCUGUAAUGAGAUCUGAUGCCCUCUUCUGCUUUUCUGGUGUGUUUGUAGACAGCAACAGUGUACUCACAUUCAUAGAAUAAAUAAAUCUUCUUUAAAAAAAAAAAAAAAAGAGAUGGACUGGGCUUGCUUUUUUGUUUGUCUUUUGGAGGCCGGGACUCAUGUAUCCUAGUCUGGCCUAGAACUCAACUUUGUAGCCAAGGAUGACCCCUUAAACUCCUGCUCCACCUGCCUCUACUUCCCAAGGGCUAGGAUUACAAGCGUGUACCAGCAUACUCGGUGCAAAUGGUACUCAGGCACAAACACCGGGUCUGUGCAUGCUAGGCAAGCACUCUGCCCAUGCUAGAUCCACACAGUCUCUGUGAAGCCUUAGUAAAUCUGUCAGCAGAUUCAGAUAGAAAGACUGGAUAGAAUUUACAUAACAUCAAGUUUUCUCAAAUCAUCCCUGGAUUUCCUCCUUGGAUCAUGCUCUCAGAGUCUUUCCUUUCCCAUGUUAGAAACAAAAUCUCAACAUUAGCUCAGGCUGACCUAGAACUUACCUGUCUGUCCUCCCACCUCAGCAUCCUAAAUGCUGGGAGGUUACAUCUGUGCAUUGCCAGACAACACACAGUGUUCUUUUCAAAAUUACAUUCAAACUGUUGUUCACCUUUAUAUACUUGUUUGGAGGAAUGUGUGUGCAGAAACCUGAAGAGGGCAGGUACGGGCUGUUCUAUGUUAACCUGAGAGAGGUGCUGGGAGCUGGAAUGGUGUCCUCUGGAAGGGGAGUGAGGAUUCUUAAGUGCUGAGCCACCUCUCCAGUCCCAAAAUAAUAGUAAUAAAAUAAAAAAAGAUUAUUACAUUUAUGGCAUGCGUGCAUGUCAAGUGCAGCUGUGUGUACACGGAGGGCAGAGGACAGCUUUGGGAAGUCAGUUCUCUCCUCCACCACAUGAGUCCUGGAGAUUGAACGCAGGUCUUUAAGUUUGGAGGGAGGUGACCUUACCCUGAGCUGUUUUGACCUAUGCUUGUUUUUAACCAGAGCCAAAAUUCAGCCAACAGAAUUUCAAACUGCAAACUGGGUUGUGGUCCUGCAGACCCGUAACUCCAGCACUUGGGAAGGGUAAGCAGGAAGCUCAAGAAUUCAAAAACUGUCUUUGGCUACAGGGAGUCUGAAGUAAGUGGGGCUACAUGAAACUGAAACCCUGGGGGGAGGGGGAGGAGAAGGAGGGGGAGAGAGAGAGAGAGAGAUUUUCAAACAUCAACAAGAGCAAUGAGGCAGGUUUUUGGUUUUUGGGUUUUGUUUUGGUUUGAUUUUGGCAGGGACAGUGGACUGUGACUAAAGCUAUCCCACGUGAAUCCUAACUCAGCCUCACAAAGGAAAGUCCUGGCAUCACUCAGUUGUCAUGAGUCUUGCUUUGACAUUAAAGGUCAUUUCAAAGUGCUUUUUAUGAUUAGGACAAUCUGAGUCAUUCUCCCGCUUCCUCUACUGGAUUUCUGCAUCACUUCCUCUUCUAAUGGUCCUAAAGUACGCAAAAUACCCAGGAUGGGUGUGGCAGUACGUGCAAACCCAGAUACUUAAAGCUGGAGGCAGAGGAAUGGCUUGAGCCUAGGAGUCUUGAGUUCUGCCGGGGCAACACAGUGAGAUCUGGAAAGAGGCCAGGGAAGGAGAGGAGGGGAGCAGAGAAGGCAGGAGACAUAGAACCACCAGAACUUGGUGACACAGUGCUUGCCUGACAUGGAUGAAUCCUUGGGUUUCAUUCACAAGACCACAGCUGGGGGUGUGGCUCAGUCACUCAAAGCCCUAGGUUUACUCUCCGGCACCACACUGGAGGUGACCACAUGUCACACAGCUCUGGCCUGAGCACUCAGAAGGUGGGGGCAGCUUACCUUUAGCUACACAGUGAGUUCUCGGCCACCCUGAACUCUGCAGAUUCUGGCUCAGACAAAAUAAAACAAGAGAAAAGAAUAAAAGUACAGGGUUUUGAGAAUUUGGGAACUAGUGGGUCAUUAGAGCUCCCUGAGUUCUGUGCAGUCAGUCACAAGUGAUGUAAACAAGGUUGAGAAAUCCUUUUUCCUGGCUGCAUGACCUCUGUCAAGUAGCUUCUCCUAAAUCCAGAUUCUCUCCUCUAGAUGACUUUUUAAAAGGUUUUUAUUACUCUAGUCAUACGUAUGGACGUAUGUAUAUGUGUCUGGACCGAGGUAUGCGCACGUGAGUGCAGGUGCCUUGCAGACCAGAGAGGAUGUGGGUUCCUAUGAGCUUGACUUGCAGGUGGUUGGGAAACAGCCAACGUUGUGCUGGGAACCAAACCAACCGCUGAGCUCUCUCUCCAUCCCAACUGAUUGAUUUAGCUAUUUUUGGGCUUUUGUUUUUUGGGUUUUUUUUUGUUGUUGUUGUUGUUGUUUUGAGACAAAGUCUUGCUAUACACCCCUGGCUUGCUACACAGCCCUGGUCUUGCUACACAGCCCUGGUCUUGCUACACAGCCCUGGCCUUGCAGCUGGGUUCCUGCCUCUGGGAGCUGGAAUCACAGGUGUCCACCACAGUACCUGCUCGGAGUGAGCUGAUUCAAGGCAAGGCGAAGGUGAACUCAGAAUAGAUUGCUCUGUGCUGCAAACUGACUCCAGAGAUUCCUCACUGGACCACGAGCUGUACCCGGGGGGGGGGGGGGGCAGUGUUGACUACGUUUGUUAGAAGCAAACUACACACUCUCAAACUUCUGAGACAGGAGGAUCACAAGUUUGAGGUCAUCCUGGGCUAUGGGCUGGAGAUGGCUCAGUGGUUAAGAGCACUGCACUGCACUGUACUGCUCUUCCAGAGGUCCUGAGUUCAAAUCAAAUCCCAGCAACCAUAUAUAUGGUGGCUCACAACCAUUUGUAUACAAUUUAAAAAAAAAAAAAAAGAGGGAAAGAAGGGGAAGAAACCUCACAGGCCAGCACCUUUAUUAGCACAACUGAGGUCUGUCGGUGUUUGAGCAGCAUAAUUUGUGCUCUGAGGCUGCCUUCUGCCUUUCAAGAUGUUUACUGAUGGGCUGGAGAGAUGGAUCAGUGGUUAAGAGCACUGACUGCUCUUCCAAAGGUCCUGAGUUCAAAUACCUGCAACCACAUGGUGGCUCACAAUCACCUAUAAGAUCUGAUGCCCUCUGGUGUGUCUGAAGACAGCUACAGUGUACUUAUAUGUAAUAAAUAAAUCUUUAAAAAAAAAGAUGUUUACUGACAUCACUGGCAAGCCUAACGUUGGCUCACACUCAUAACCCCAGUACCCAGAAGCCAGAGGCAGGAGGAUCACUGAGUUUGAGGUUAGCUUGGACUACAUAGAACCAAGUCAGCCAGGCUACAGAACCAGAGCCUGUAUCAAAAAAAGAGAGACCCACAAACACAAAGAUUGUCAAAUGCCCCCUGGAGUUUCCUAGGAAGAAUUCCAGAGCCUAGCCUCAGUUUCAUGCCUCAGUGACACAGGGGCUACCACAGCAUCAGGUGGGACUUUCCUGGGCUUUGGAAAUGCUUCCUGGUUCAGAGACUGACUUCUGCUAGAGGAUCAGGGUUUAAUCCCCAUCACCCAAAAGACUGAUCAAGUCUGUGACUCCAGUCCCAGGGGACCCAAUCCCCUUUUCUAGAUGCUGAAGCACACACUUCCAGACAUGCACCCUUAUAGACACACACCCACACACCACACCACACAUGCUCCCAGGCAUGCAUGCGCGCACACACACACACACACACACAGAUGGGAGUCUCCCCUCUUUUCCCCUCAGUGGGUGGCCUCGAAAGUGGCACCUGGGGUGAAAAUGGGAAGCCACAGCCUCUGUCCUUCCUCUUGCUCAUGAAGGGGAUCCCCCAAUUGGAUAAAAGUUUACAUAAUUGGUAAAAAUAUCACAAAAUAUUUGCAAAACUUGGUUUUACCUGUGAGUGCUAUAAAUCAAGGUCGGGACUUGAGCCCCUUUUAGGCUGAUGUACAGAGGUCAUAGGUCAGCAAACAGUGCUUGCCUAAGCCUGGAGCCGCCCAGCAUUGAAGACACCAAGAAGGAGGGUCAAGAGUUCAAGGCUACGAGAGACGUCAUCUCCCCUCCCCCACUCCCUAAAAAAAAAAGACAAAAUAGAAGCGGAGUGUCUGCCUCACACCCUGAGUUUGAUCCUCAGAACCAGCAAAUUAAAAACAAAGCCUUUUGGGGCUGGGGAUUUAGCUCAGUGGUAGAGCGCUUACCUAGGAAGCGCAAGGCCCUGGGUUCGGUCCCCAGCUCCGAAAAAAAGAACCAAAAAAAAAAAAAAACAAAAAAAAAACAAAGCCUUUUCUUGCGGGGCAGUGGUGGUGCAUGCCUUAAAUUCCAGCACAGUAGGAGGUAGAGGCAGGUGGAUCUCCUUGAGUUGAGGCCAGUCUGAUCUGAGGAACAAGUUCUAGGACAGCCAGGGUUGUGUCACACAAAGAAACUUUGUCUCAACAAAAACAAAACCCGUUUUCUUACUGUGAGAGGGAGUAAGGAUAGGAGAGACCAGAAAAUGUGCCUUUGAUUGGAGGUUACAUGGAGACAUAUUUUUUCUUUCUUUUUGAAAUGAUAUGUCUCCAUGCCCACCUGCAGGUCUCCCAAGUAUUAGGAUUAAUGGUGAGCACCACCUUGGAGGGCCCCUGCAGAGUAUGUUAAUAAAGGACCUAGCUUAAGGGUUUAGAGUGAAAGAGAGGUGCCUGAAGCCCGUGAGACAUAGGAGCCGGGAGGCGAAAACAAUGUUGUUGUUUUUCUGCAGUCUUCCUUACUUACUACCACUUACUUCCCCUAGCCUGCACUUACUGGGGUCCUUGGCCACACUUGAGCAAUUCAAACUAUACAGUCACAGAAAGGCAGGAAGCAGAUGGUUGCUAUAGAGAUGGUCUACUUACACACUGGAAAAGGACCAGGAUGAACAGCAGUUCCUGCUCUUGCUUGGGCUGACUUUUCCUCUUAACUUGCAGCAUUUAUUUCUGUGUCUCCUUUUCUCAUGUUUACACUUUCUCCCGAUUCCCUGCUGGUUCCCAGCUCUCCCGCACUGUUCUGAGUUCCCUCUUUCCCCUUGGGAGAUCACAGUUUAAACUGAAUUACAGGGGGUUUAGGGGAGGGAGAGGAAUAACAGCAAAGUAUGACAUAAAUGUAUGGAAAUAACGAAACCCAUUACUUUACAUGCUAAUUUAAAAAACAAUGUUUGAAAGCUGGGAGUAGUGCCCCAUCCCUGUAAUCCCAGCUCUCCAGAGGCAGAGGCAGGUGGAUCUCGAUUUGGUCACUCUGGUCUACAGAGUGAGUUCCAGGACAGUCAGGGCUACACAGAGAAAGCUGGUUUUGAAAACCCCACAACAAACAAACUUAAAAAAUAAAGCAACCAAACAUUAAUUAACUGGACGAGGUGGCUUAUCCCUACAGUCCCAGCUCUCAGAGGUAGAAGCCAAAGGAUCAUAAAUGUAUGGUCCAGGCAGCAAGAUCCCUCAGCAGGCAGAGGAGCUUACAGCCAAGUUGAGGUCAUAAAUUCAAUCUGCAGGGCCUAAGGUGUCCUCUGAGCACUCACUGCCACACACACAAACGAAUAAAACAUACUAAUAUUGGGACAUCCCUAGCUACAUAGCGAUAAAAGUCAUACUUGCGGGGUUGGGGAUUUAGCUCAGUGGUAGAGUGCUUGCCUAGCAAGUGCAAGGCCCUGGGUUUGGUCCCCAGCUCCAGAAAAAAAAAAAAAAAAAGAAAAAAAGAAAAAGAUAAAAGUCAUACUUGCCUAAUCUAAUAUAAGGGAUGAAGGGGGGAGCAACAGACAUUUUCCUAGGCUUGGGGUGUGUACUGUGCAAACCUAUUCAAGAGGCUAACUGCAUGGCCUAACACACUGUUACAGUUACCACUUUAGGAUUCAUGGGACAUUCAUGGGAGUUUUUAGAAAAUAAAAUACUUGUUUUUGUAUUUUCUCUCUUGGGUGAGUGGAGAUGUUUGCUUUUGUUUAACAGGAUUCUAUAAUAGACUGAGCUGGCCAGGAACUGGGUGAGCUCCAGCCUCCAAGCUUGGUGUCUUCACCUCAGCAAUCCUGGGGUUACAGCUGUACCUACCUUCCACAUCUAUCUGUGGAAUACUACAGGUCAAACCCAGGGCCUUCUGGAUGCUUCUGGUCCAUCAACUGCUCUCAGCCCAAUCCUUGUAGCUCAUAAUCUUCAAGGACACAUACCUCUACCCUGAAAGUACAGAAGACUCUCUCUUCUUUAAUUUGACGACUACUCCAUGGCUCUGCCUGUAAAGUGUAGCCUCAGACUCUGGGAGGUAUAUGUCCUGGCACCCUGUGAAGGUCAGAGAGCAACCUGAGGCACUCCAUGCUCUCUUUGUCCCCUGGGGCCUGGGAUCAAGUUCAGAUCAUCAAGCACCUUUACCCCUAAGCCACCCUCCUGUGUUUCUAAGGGUAUUUUUUCCACUUCUACUGCUCAUUAUAGGACACUCUGUUUCUGAAUGUUUUGGUUUUAAUGUGUUUGGACAUUUUGAUUUUUGAGACAGGAUCUCAUGGUAGCCCAGGCUAGCAUCAGAGUCAUUAUGUAACAGUAACAGCGGAUGACCUUGGCCCUUUGCCCAGCUGCCUGUCAAGCACUGGUGGAGUCCAGGGAUAAGUCACCCCUCCUAGCACCGGCUUUUGUUUUUGUUUUGUUUUUGUUUCUGAGAGACAAGAGACUCUCUCUGUGGCUUAGGCUAGCAUUGGAUUUAGAAUUCUGUCUUCAGCGUGCUAGGCUUACAGCUAUGCACACUAGUACAUUAUGGUACUGCAGGAGACUCAAUUAUUCCUUUGCCUCUAGUCCCUUCUGCUGAUUCAUCCUAACCCCACAAUCAGUAAUGAAAAUUAAUUAGAGCAUACACCAUGACACUCAAUGUCAUGUUUCCCAACUGCUUAUGUAGUCCUAGGACUUGGGGAGACUCUCGCUCCAGUCACGGGUUGGGGUACCCCCAGGAAACACGAGAAGCCGGUCUUGAUGUAAUCAGCAAGAGGCAGUUUUAUUUACGAGAUCUCGGGCUGACACGUAUCUCACACAGGAGAUUGAGUCAAGCCCCGAGCCUCUCUAGGCAGGAGCUUAUAUAGGGAAAACCAGUAAUUGGCUAGUACAAAGGGUGUACAGUUAUUUUUUUUUCUGCGCGGAAUUGUAUUAACAAAGCAUUCUAGCAUCUUGGCAACAUGGGCUAGGUGUCUUAUCUCGCUCAACUAAGGGAUGACUCAUCAGGGAGUGAAGGAAAGGAAGGGAGGUAGCUCCAGGGGUAGCUCCAGAUGGCCAGUGUCCUUGGAGCCCUAUCUCAAUUCUUUCAGGCAUAGUCAGACUUUGUUCAUGACUAACUUUUAGAAAUUUUAACCCUUCACUUACACGAAUCCAAACCCAUACUAUACCCGGGUGGGGGUGGGGGGGAACCUUGGAAGAAGCAGGAGAAUUAAUUAGCUCAAGUUAUCCUCAGCUACACAGCAAGUUCAAGGCCAGCCAAGGCUACUUGUGACCCUGUGUCUAAAAGCUUUAAAAGAGAGAUGGUUAGGUGGCUCAGGGGUCAACCUAAUAUGCUGCCCUUCCAGAGGACCCAGGUUCGGUUUCUAGAAGUUAGCUUCCUCACCUCUGACUUCCAGAUGCCUCUGCACUCAUGCGCACAUGUACAGAACUUAAGAUGAUAUUGUUUUAAGGUCAGGCUGAGUAUGCCGCUUGUAUCAUGACUAUACUUCCAGAAUGCAGCAGGCUGAGGCAGGGAUGGCUUCCAAUUGAAGACCAACCUGGGCAAAACUUUCUCUUCCAUAAAGCUUUCUUAUAAGUCAUCAACCACAAAUGAAUUUCUCUCAGUCCCAACAUUUAAGUUGUCACCUCCUAUGUGUCCCAUCCCAGCUUAUGGUUACUUCUUGUUUCGUGAUUAAAAGUUCCUUACUGAAAUAUUUCUUAGUCAGUACAACUGCAAAAUGCCUCUCUCCAUAUUCCCUGCCACAUCCUAUAAAACUAGGAUUCUACUUCUUGUCUUACAAAUAACCAUGUGGUCCCUGUUUCCUUAUUUACUGUAACUUAACAUUUAUUUAUAUUGGGUAGUGGGAGGCAGAAGCAGGCAGAUCUCUGUGAGUUCGAGGCCAGCCUGGUCUACAGAACAAGUAGCAGGGCAGCCAGCAAUACACAGAGAAACCCUGUCUCCAAACACUGAAGACAAAAAUGUAUAGAUUUAAUGCGUGUGUGGAGGUCAGAGACAAUGUUCGGGACUCAGUUUCCUUUCCACUGUGUGGGUUCCAGGGGUGUGACAGCAAUUGUCUUUACUCCCUGGGCCACUGUCUCCCCAGGCCUUCUUUUGUUUUGUGCCUCCCAAGUUCUGGAACUAAAGGUGUGCAGCCACUUUACAGGGUUUUAAAUCCAGGGUUUUUGUUAGGCAAGUACUCUACCAAUUAAGCCACAUUCCCAGCUCCCUUGCUUGCUUGCUUGCUUGCUUGUUUGUUUGUUUAUUUGGUUUGAGACAGGGUCUCACCAUUUAACUAACACUGGUGACUUGGAGCUUCCUAUGGAGGCCGAGUGUCUUAGUUAGGGUCUGUCUCUAUUGCUGUGGUGAAAUGCCAUAACCAAAAGCAGCCUAGUGAGAAAAGGGUUUGUUUGACUUCUGCUUGCUUCCACAUCACUCACUGUUCAUCACCGGACAUCAGGGCAGGGACCUGGAGGCAGAAGCUGAUGAAGAGGCUGUGGACAGGAGCUGCUUAAGUGACUUGUUUCCCAUGGCUUGCCCAGUCUGUUUUUUUUUUUUUUUUUUUUUUUUUUUUUGUUCUUUUUUUUUUCGGAGCUGGGGACCGAACCCAGGGCCUUGCGCUUCCUAGGUAAGCGCUCUACCACUGAGCUAAAUCCCCAGCGCCCAGUCUGUUUUAUUAUAGAACCCAGGACCACCAGUCCACGUAACUCCAGCUUGUGUGAAGUUGAUGUUAAGUCUAGCCAGUACACUAGUACAACAAAGAUCUUCACCAUUCUAUGCUGUGCUGGGGGUCAACCUGGGACUUCCACAGGGGCAAGCAAACUCUAUCAUUAUUUUAGACAGCAGGCUCAUCAUGUAGCCAAAAAUGAUCUUUAAAUUGAGUCUCCUGCCUCUGCCUCCCCGGGACUGGGGAAGCACUUCUACCAAUUGAGCUAUAAGACCAGUCACCAUAAAGGAUUCAUUUUUUAGACUUUUGGUGUGUUUGAGGAUGGGUAGGGAGCUAGGCUCUUCUGGCAGCCGAAGGACAACUCUGUAAAGUUGUCUUGCUCCUUCACCUUUAGGUGGGUUCUGUGUAUUGAACUCAGGACUUUAGGAUUGGGUUUCACUGGCAGGAGCCUUUGACCAGUUGAACCUGGCUCCACAGAAAUAAUCCCUUAAUAGUAAUCCAUGAAGUGUCCUCAUUUUGGAACGCGUGGAGCGGACUCCCCCUAAUUUCUAAGCGAAUCAAUGGUUAAGAGUGGUAUGGUGCAGGAGUCUGGAGAUGCCUCUGAGAAUAAGAGCCCUGGCUGCUCUUCCGGGUGACUCAGGUUCAACUCCCAGCACCCACCUAGAGGCAGGCACACGUCCACACAUGCACUCAAGGAAAAAAAAUGUUUAAGAACAGGUAUGGUAAAAAAACAAAACAGGAUAGAUAAUGCAAGCCUAUCGAGCCAGGACGAGAACUGCCUAAUGUUAGGACCUGCCUGGGCUACGCAGAGUUCCAGGGCAGCCUGAAAUUCAAAAAUUGGCACAAUGCAGCAGGCACUCUCAAGCAGGGACUAUUCCCAGGGAAACCAAGCACUUGGCCAGCGGAGAUGAGAGUUGCACAGGACAUAAAAGUACAAUCCGCGAGCCAAGCUUAGCAACCGCGCUCCGCCAACGGUACUCCUCAGAACCGCGAGAGCACUCAGCCGGAAGAGCCACGGAGUGGCCCGGCCAGCUCCCGGAAACUCCCGCCCCUCUCCCCUUUUACGGGAAGUCCUCGCUUGCGUCAGAGCGGCCCUAAGGCGGUGGCAGGGCACAACCUUCCUCACUCCUGACUUCCGCCUGCCUCGAGUCUGGAGUCGCGGCCUUCCCCGCUCUCGCCCCCCCUGAGCCUGCGGCGUCCCACCAUGUUUGGCCUUCGGAGAAACGCGGUAAUCGGCUUGAACCUGUACUGCGGCGGCGCUAGCCUCGGCGCGGGCGGCGGCUCUCCGGCCGGGACGCGCCUGGCGGCCGAGGAGGCCAAGGCGCGGCGCGAGGGGGGAGGGGAGGCCGCUCUGCUGCCCGGCGCGCGGGUGGUCGCCCGGCCGCCUCCGGUGGGCGCCGAGGACCCCGACGUCACCGCGUCGGCAGAGAGGCGGCUGCUCAAGUCGCCCGGCCUCCUCGCCGUGCCGCCUGAGGAGAUGGCCGCGUCGGCCGCCGCCAUCAUGUCUCCCGAGGAGGAGCUGGACGGCUGCGAGCCGGAGGUGCUCAGCAAACGCCCGGCGGUGCUGCCCCUACUGGAGCGCGUGAGCGAGGCGGCUAAGAGCUCCGGAGCUGACGGCUCGCUGCCCUCCACGCCGCCGCCGCCUGAGGAGGAAGACGACGAGCUGUACCGCCAGUCGCUGGAGAUCAUCUCCCGCUACCUGCGGGAGCAGGCGACGGGCUCCAAGGACGCGAAGCCUCUGGGCGAGGCCGGCGCAGCGGGCCGGAGGGCGCUGGAGACCCUGCGGCGCGUGGGCGACGGCGUGCAGCGCAACCACGAGACGGCCUUCCAGGGAUGGGUUUGUGGAGUUCUUCCACGUACAGGACCUAGAAGGCGGCAUCAGAAAUGUGCUGCUGGCUUUUGCGGGUGUUGCUGGAGUAGGGGCUGGUCUGGCAUAUCUAAUAAGGUAGCUUGUGAGUGCAAUAGGGGACUCUAAAACCUCCAGCCACCAACUACAUGCUUCUGUGAGAACAAAUGUGUUUAUGAAGGUGCACUUGAAGCUGCCCAGGAUUAUAACACGGCAGAAAGAAAGUGGCUACAGAAUUGUGGCUAACGAGAAUAAAUACAUGGGAAAAGUGCUCCCUCUGGAAGAGUCACUGUCUGAAUGAAGCAAAGUUCACUCUCAGCAAACUUUGGGAGGCCAUGGAGGACUUCUAGAAUGAAUGAAAAGGGUGAAUGGAAAGGUUUGAUUUCCUUGUCUGGAGAUGGAAGAGUGGCCAGUCACCAGGCUAGUCCUAGAGUUCAAUAAGUAUGCAGCACCCUUUACUUUGCUCCUAGUGCUGACAGAGAAGCCCUAACAAUGGUGGUGACUUGUGUAAAAUGGAUGUUUAACCUACAAAUAACCAAUUUGGCUAGAAGCUGCAGUGCUGUACAAGAGGGUGAAGGAGGAUGUGCUCUGAGCAGGCCCAGGUGUGCGUAAGUUUAUUAGUCUAGUGAUGGCCAAAAAGUACUUGACUUAAUAAGGUUCAUUAAUUAGUUACAAAACUGAACAGCCUCAAUUUUUAAGAAAACUUAUGAAAUGUAUUUGUCUGUAAAAAUUGUAUAUAUUUUUACAGAAAGUCUAUUUCUUUGAACAUAAAAAGGAAGUCUUGGAUUUAGUUUUUCCAUACCCUUUUGAAAUUUGCAACUUCUCUAGUUAGAAAUGUAUUUCUUACAGCUUUUUAAAACUUUGUCAUGAUCAGUUCUAGUGUAUAUGCAGAGCCAGUUGUGUGUGUGGACUGGUUGUAGUAGAACAAAUCCGAGUUAUAACUAUGCAGGGUUAAUUAUCCAAUCUGUUUCUGUAUUUAAGGAUCACAGGUAGAUGUAAGACAUUUGAUCCCCUGUUGACUUACUAAAUUGUAAAAUGCUUUGGGAAAGCAGACUAAUCUUUACCACGGUGCUAUUCACAGGCUUUACUUGUUUAACACAAGUUUAAGCCUGGUGUCAAUAAAACAAAUAUGUAUUUCUUUUCUACUAAUGACUGCCAAGCUUUGUUUGGAAUUUUUGUAUUGGUCUUUCUAGGUGUCUCACCUGUCUUAUUGAAUUAACCUUGGCUUCUCCUUCCUUUACAUGUUGGCUUGUUAUGCUUCCUGUUCCCCUAUAGAUGUAGUCGUCUGCAUUUCCUCCCUGUGCUCUUUCCUGGCCAUGUUAUCUGCAUUAGAACCCUUAACCCUAACCCCAAAACUUCAAACCUAAGUAAUCCUUCCCCCAUCCUAAGUCAGUCACCACAACUUUCUUGUUAGAGGAUAGUAAUACUUCCUCUUUGAGCCCUGUGACCAACAGUAACUAGGUAUGGACAUUCUUGGAAUGGGAUGUUUUCCAUUGUUACUUUAUCCUCUUUUGGUAAGAAAAGCAUCAAAGGUCCCCUUGGGAAUUUCAAAAGUUGGAGUGAGCUACAUCAUAGCUUUAUAGUUUGCUCCAAGUGUGAAUAUGUUCUCAAGUUUAGAGAAACAUGGGUUUCGUUAAACCCAGUUAUAUAAAAGCCACUGGUAAACUGAAGGUGUUUAAGCUAGGGUCAUUUGAAAGCUUCAGCCUCAGAAUGUGACCUUUAGUCAAGGCUGCAGAUAAAAAUAGGCAUGAAUCAAAUGACUAAGAAUGUAAUGGGGAAGAAGUACCCUGCCUACCCAUCUCAGACAUGAGGCCAUCUUGGUGGAGCAAUUUGUACCUAUGUAUUUAUCCUUGAUCAUAAUUUGCUUAUUUAUGUUUAUCUCUUUGGACUUAAGAGCACUUUAUGUAGUUGAAUAAACCCUAUAGGUUGAGGUAACUAAAAGGUUGGCCUCAUAAUCCAGUCAUGGAAGUUUUGUUUACUAGGAGCCUGACUUCCCAGCUCACAAGGUGUGAAAGCUGAAGUACAGAUAGGAUCUUAGUAGGUAUUUUCGGUCCAGGGCUAUGAAGACUUGGAGAGUUCAAAUGGUUGGGAAAGGGAUUGAUUUAGAAGGAAAGCAGCAUGUGGUCUGAGUGCUGACUAGAUGAAUAGUUGAGGCACAUCCUCCAAAGUGUGAAGAGGGAGGGGCUGUUUGGAAAGAUGGCUCUCAGCAAAUUCUGUUUGUCUUACACGUCUCUCAGGGAAAAAACAUGCAGUCUUCAAGCAUCGUCCAUGUACAUUCUGUCUGGGGUGAACACCUUCAUUCCGUAGAGCACCUAACAUUUUAACACCUGUUCCCGAAAGGGUUAGGACCAACUGCAAGUUAAUGUGGGUUGUAAAUGUUCCCCAGUCUGUUUCUUCUGAGGAAAAAAUAAACCUUUUCCCCCCCAAA